This is a messenger RNA of Saccostrea cuccullata (small rock oyster), 654 nucleotides long. RefSeq lists its product as uncharacterized. Bases 150 to 521 code for a protein of 123 amino acids. Gene Ontology annotation, biological process: intracellular signal transduction. Lineage: Eukaryota; Metazoa; Mollusca; Bivalvia; Ostreida; Ostreidae. The transcript is spliced from 3 exons. The record is from RefSeq and is a predicted model, not a curated record.
AUCAACACAUUCUCACGAUUGGCGUGAAUGGUGUUUUUCAACUUUUCAUCGCUGGGGCAGAUUUAGUAGAUGAACAGCCUGGAUCAUCUACCUUGAAAUGUCUUCGUUACCUUGCAUUUUAUGGAUUAUUUGAAUCAAUAAAAUUUUUAAUGCGCUCUGGUUGGAAAGUAGAUACAGAUAAGAAAUGGAUAAAGGAUUUAGGAAACGAAGAACAUUUUAACUGUGGUUUUAUGGUCGAUGAAACGUGGUAUAUACCUCAAAUUACAGCUGAAAACCGAAAAGCUCUUUUGGCCGCAUUAAACGAAAUUGAGAAAGAACCAACAAAUUUACAAAACUCCUGUAGAAAUGAAAUUCGAAGACUGCUCUCUUCUCGUGGUCAUAGUAUUUUGCCCCUUAUUGAAGAUUUACCAAUUCCAACAAAACUUAAAUAUUUCAUAAAAUUUGAAGAUUGUGAAAUUCCAAAGGAAGAAGAAGUGGUUGUGAAUGUUAGAAGCCCUGAGGACCUUUUUGGCGAUUAUUGAAUACUCUAAAAAGUAUACCUGUCCGAAUCCAGCAUUGUGUGUACGUAGCAUUUUGUCAUAUUGUUUGAACAAAAUGCUGCAUAAUUCAUUGGAUUUGCUAGGUUGUAACAUACUGCUUAAGUCUUCACUCUGC